Molecule: messenger RNA, 1047 nt
Organism: Daldinia caldariorum
Lineage: Eukaryota; Fungi; Ascomycota; Sordariomycetes; Xylariales; Hypoxylaceae
Exons: 3
Coding region: 1-1047 (348 amino acids)
Source: RefSeq, a predicted model, not a curated record
AUGCUCUCACCCACCGAGUUUCUCUCCCUCUUGCUGCUCUUGCCUACGCUCGCCUCAGCCCAGGCUGGCUUUGUCGCGUUCAAAGAAAAGACCUGCAGCGAGCGUCUUGACAUUUGGGCCGACGGGCAGCUGAUCGACGGCGGUAAGCUUAUUAUAGACCACGCUCUGAGAGAGAGGGGGGAUUUCAACGGCGGCCAUAACUACGACAAUAUAACAUUCCCCGGCGCGCAAGCUACCGGGGACUGGGAAAAGGACACAGGGACUCAGUUUGUCUAUUGGAAAGUGCAGCAGCCAGACCCGACAUGUCAGUUUAUACUGUUGAGGAACACUCAGCGAGGAUGGGAAUCUCUUAGCCAACUACCCGGAGACGAGUUAUUGAGGGUGUCUGAUGAGGGUUGCUACUACACGGCUGUCAAUCCCAACAUCGACUUGAUCACCAGCUUCUGCUGCGGCCGUGAUGAUUGCUCUAUUGCGGAGAUCGAAGUCCAAUAUCCGUCUCCCGAGGAUACCCCUAACGACAAGGCCCCGAGCUGUACAGUCAAGUCUUACGAUGCCACACCUACGGUAGAAGACGGUGUGCAGAUAGCUGUUACUAGGCCGCAGACCUGCGAGGCUCCCCCGGCUUGCACGCACUCGAUAACACAGAGCAAGAUGGUCGGCACGGCCGUGUCGCAUUUCCAGUCGUUUUCGUGGACGACCGAGGAAGGGGUUGACGUCAAAAUCGACGCUGGCAUCGAAUUUAUCGUAGAAUCCAAGUUUUCCGCGGGCAUCAACUUCAACAUCGCGCAGAGCUGGAUGGACGAGACCGGCACGACCCUGACGGAAACCAACAUCACGGCGUCGUCGGAGGGGGAAAGGCAGCAGGUGGGAACCGUGGCGUUCUACGCCUUCACGCCGCAGUACGACUGCUGGAAAGGCGAGGUUAGCUGCGGCAAGGACCAAGCCGGGAACGAGGUGGUGAUCAGGGAUGUUAACUUUUGCCAGCCUCGAAUCUCCAGCACGGGUGAUUCGGCUGGGCUUUUCAGGAUGGUGUAUAUUUCGGGAUGA